AUGGAUGAUGAGGUAAAUACAACCUAUAUAACACUUGAUGGGUAUGUUGAGCUGCAUAAUUACAGAUUUCUUUAUUUUGUGAUUAUGUUUACAGCAUAUAUUCUAAUAAUCUGUGGUAAUUGUACAAUUUUGUGUCUUAUCUGGUUUCACCAAAAUCUUCAUGAGCCUAUGUACGUCUUUAUUGCAGCUUUAUUAUUGAACUCUGUUGUUUACUGCACAACUAUCUACCCAAAGCUAUUAACUGAUGUUUUAUCUGAAGAACCAGUCAUAUCUUAUUCAACCUGUGUAUUUCAGUGGUUUGCAUAUUACACUUUAAUGGGUUCUGAAUAUUGUCUGUUAUCAGCCAUGGCCUAUGACAGGUAUGUGUCUAUAUGUAAACCUCUGCACUAUCCAGUUAUAAUGAGGAAAUUAAAAAUCAACAUUUUUCUGGCAUUAUCUUGGUUUCUGCCAGCUUUUCAGGUCGCGGUUCCGGCUGCAAUUAAUGCUUAUAGAAAAAUAUGUCACUUUACUCUUAAUGGAACUAUUUGUAACAGCACAGUUAUUCAUCUGUACUGCAUUGACUCGACAGCACUGAAUAUAUAUGGGCUGGUUUGUUUUGUCAACCUUCUCAUUGUUCCUUUGACUUUCAUACUUUUUACCUACAUAAAGAUAUUUAUAAUAACUCACAGCUGUGUAGACGUCAGGAAAAAAGCUACACAGACCUGUUUGCCUCAUCUUUUAGUUUUAGUCAGCUUUACCUGUGCGACCACUUGUGAUGUACUUUUAUUUCUAAUUGAAACUGAUUUUUCUAAACCCAUACGUCUUUUAAUGUCUUUUCAAACUAUCUUUUGUCAUCCUCUUUUUAAUCCUGUGAUAUACGGACUAAAAAUGACAGAAAUAUUUAAACACUUCAAGAGGUUGUUAUGUCCUGGGAAUGGUUUCACAUUUUCACAGAGAGUCAAAGCAAGAACAAUUUUAAGUUUCAAGUGCCUCCAUAAUAACACCCCUGACUACCUCAAGGAUCUUCUGACCCCUCACACCUCCACCUGUGGUCUCCGGCCCCACAGCACCAACCUCCUCCUCCCCCCCAGAACUAAACUUCAGACCAUGGGAGACCGGGCCUUCUCAUCUCCCGGCCCCAUAUCUGGAACUCCCUCCCUGACCACCUAA
Sphaeramia orbicularis (orbiculate cardinalfish) is the source of this 1149-nucleotide messenger RNA. Its product is annotated as olfactory receptor 2T6-like. Gene Ontology annotation, biological process: detection of chemical stimulus involved in sensory perception of smell; G protein-coupled receptor signaling pathway. The transcript has 2 exons. Gene Ontology annotation, molecular function: olfactory receptor activity; odorant binding; G protein-coupled receptor activity. Bases 1 to 1149 code for a protein of 382 amino acids. NCBI's taxonomy places the organism in Eukaryota, Metazoa, Chordata, Actinopteri, Kurtiformes, Apogonidae. The record is from RefSeq and is a predicted model, not a curated record. Gene Ontology annotation, cellular component: membrane.